This is a messenger RNA of Ceraceosorus guamensis, 962 nucleotides long. RefSeq lists its product as hypothetical. The record is from RefSeq and is a predicted model, not a curated record. The coding region runs from base 273 to 701 and encodes 142 amino acids. NCBI's taxonomy places the organism in Eukaryota, Fungi, Basidiomycota, Exobasidiomycetes, Ceraceosorales, Ceraceosoraceae. Gene Ontology annotation, cellular component: DASH complex; mitotic spindle; mitotic spindle pole body. The transcript is spliced from 3 exons.
CGGCUCGCUCAUAUUCGUGGCUCGGUGCUCCUUCCUCUCGACACAUCGCAAGUGGUAAAUUUGGUCUGCCCAAAUCAGCACAGCACGGCUCUUCAGAACGAGCGGCCCCUUCAGUCUUCCAACCACGCCGCGUUGCGAGCCGUACUUCGAAUCUUGCAUCCUGCAUCUGUUAGAGUAGUUCAGUCCGACUGGUGGACCCCCCUCGGACGACUGGGGAGUACGAGAAAGAAACAACAGGCAGCGCACCUUCGGCACCUUGACGCAUAUUCACAAUGGAGGCUGACUCCCCAGUCCAAGCAUCGCACCCAACUGCAGGCUCUUCUCAAAAGAGCUUCUUCGAAAAGGAGAGGGAAAGAUUGGUCGUGGAGAUUGCAGAGGGCAUCGGUACAAUCAUCGACCAUUCCAACGCGCUCAAUCGCAAGUUAGAAGAGUCCAUUUCUGUCGGAAAAGAGUUUGAGCCUAUAGCAGGUUUAUGGGGCAGGUUCACAGAAGUCAUGCGAGCAGCUGGAAUUCCCGAUCUCAGCGGCGCGUCUACCGGUGGUGCGGGGUCUGGAGUUGGAGAAGAUGGUGGAGCGGAUAAUCAGGAUGGAACAGCUGGUAAUGCUCAGCAGGAUGGAUUGAGCAGGAGUCAAGGAGCUGAUACGGCAUUGCCUCCCGGUGUGGCACCCGGCGGUGGCAUUGUCUAUGGCAGAGACGCUUAGUGAGACGCUGCUGCUCGAACGCGACUAUCGAUCGCUUCCCGGGCAUGCAAUUGCUCCCCAAGGGUCCUCUUCCUUCAUGUAUUUGUAGACCCCUUGAUCAGCUCGAACCUCACGCAUUCAAUGGCGCCGCUGUCCGCAUGUUGUGCUGAAGCUGCGCGGUCUGUUCGAAAUCGGCUGAAGCGGAAGAGCAGAGGAGAUCGACGCAAACAUGCAAAAAGGACAAUGUCCGCUCAGGACUGGUCACCGGCCCAACGAUCGAGG